This is a messenger RNA of Linepithema humile (Argentine ant), 6729 nucleotides long. It is a transcript of the gene Npc1a, whose product is annotated as Niemann-Pick type C-1a. Gene Ontology annotation, biological process: intestinal cholesterol absorption; cholesterol homeostasis. Gene Ontology annotation, molecular function: lipid carrier activity; cholesterol binding. Gene Ontology annotation, cellular component: plasma membrane. The record is from RefSeq and is a predicted model, not a curated record. Lineage: Eukaryota; Metazoa; Arthropoda; Insecta; Hymenoptera; Formicidae.
GCGCUCGGAGCGCAGUCGCUGAUAGUCGAGCGAGUUCGAUGGUGAUGGACGGUCGUGAUCGAGCAGUACGAUCAAUUGUAGUCGAGUCGCAAAACGUAGAAGAGUCACUCGUGUACGGUUGUAGCUAAGCAUCGUGAAGAUUCCUCGCACAUGUGCGAUGAUGAUUAUUUUAUAAUACGUAUCGGGCAACGAAGUUAAGUGCGUCGCGCGGUAAUUACGAGGGAGCGAGUUCUGGGCGUUACAUAUUGUGACAGGCAACAUAACGCCGUGCGAUGCACAAGGCUGGUGUAUCGGUCGCGGCCGUUCGUCAUCGGACUUUGAUAGGAGCGGUCAGAAUGCGCAAUGUCGUUCUUUGGCCCCUAUUGCUGCUGACCUUGUCCGGUUUCACGGGUUUGGUAACCUGUGAAGAAGAUGCACAUUGUGUGUGGUAUGGAGAGUGCUACAUGGAUGGAGCAAUGCAUAAGAAAUAUUGUCCUUACGAUGGAUUAGCGAAACCGUUGGAUUCUGAAGGACAGAAAUUAUUGGGGAAACAUUGUCCGCAUUUGUUGGUAGACAGCGGCAAUGGAAUUAACACUUGCUGCGACAUGAAUCAACUUAUCAACUUAGAUACGAAUAUUAAGCUCGCAUCGAACUUUUUAAAAAGAUGUCCGAGCUGCUUGGACAAUUUAGUGAAGCAUUUUUGCGACUUUACAUGCGCUACCAACCAAAGCAAAUUUAUCAAUGUUACGGAGAAAGCCAAAACAGACAAAGGCGUAGAAUAUAUUAAUGCCAUUGAUCUGUACAUAACGAAUAAAUAUCUUGAGGGAACGUUUAACUCGUGCAAUAAGGUAUCAGUACCAAGUACCGGACAGUUGGCAUUGGAUUUAAUGUGCGGUGAAUGGGGAGCGAGUAGAUGUACUCCUUUGAAAUGGUUCCACUUUAUGGGUGAUGCAGCGAAUAACAUGUAUGUACCUUUCCAAAUCACAUAUGUGAACACCGACAGAGCUAUUGAUGUGUUUACGCCGUUGGAUCCUCCAAUCACACCGUGCAGCAAGGCGUUAAAUGAAUACGCUCCAGCAUGCAGCUGUGUCGAUUGCGAACAAAGCUGUCCAAUACCACCACCACCACCUCCAUUGCCAAAACCGUUCUCGAUAUUCGGUUAUGAUGGUUAUGAAGUUACAAUGACAAUUAUGUUUGUAUGCGGCACCUGUCUCUUCCUUCUGUUGAUAGCGUGUUUCAGCCAUAGAAAGCGCAUAGUUGCACGAGGGGAGGAAGUAGGAAGACAGGUGGGUAGACGGCUAGCAGCCGGAUUACACCACCCAGGAGAUGGUGCUCGUAUUGCCCUCGCCGCUGAUCAAGAAGACAGCCCACUUCAGUCUAAGCGUUCUAGUGUUAUAUCUACUGAUGAUUUACCAUCUGGAUUUGACGAAGAACAAUCCACUUUCAUCGAAAAGCUUGGAGCAGGCACGGACAAAUUUUUGCAAGAGUUCUUCUGCAAAUGGGGGACAUUUUGCGCUUCUCGACCUUGGUUAAUACUUUUUCUCGGCUUCCUGUUUAUUGUCGCCUUGGGACACGGCAUAAAAUACAUACAAGUUACUACAGAUCCUGUGGAAUUGUGGGCGUCUCCACAUUCUCGAUCGCGCGUCGAAAGAGAAUACUUCGAUAAACACUUUGAACCGUUUUAUCGAAAUGAACAAAUUAUUAUUACCUCUAUUGGCUUGCCAAAAAUCGUGCAUAACACGUCCAACGGACCAAUCGUGUUCGGUUCUGUAUUUAAUGAUACUUUUUUGAAAACAAUUUUCGAAUUGCAAGAAGGUAUUAAGCAUAUAGUUACUCCUAACAAUUACACAUUAGCCGACAUAUGUUUUGCCCCUUUAACCGGGCCAUUUACUGGCCCGACGACAGUUUCGCAAUGCGCUAUUCAAAGUAUUUGGGGUUACUGGCAAGACAGUUUAGAGAAGUUUCAGGAUUCGGAAGAAGACGGCAAUUAUACGGUGAACUAUUUGGAUCACUUCAGAGUUUGCUCACAAAAUGCAUAUAACCCUGAAUGUCUUGCGCUUUACGGUGGUCCCGUGGACCCCGCGAUCGCAGUAGGUGGAUUUUUGUCUCCAGGACAGGAUCUUCAUAAUCCGCCAUAUGAAAAGGCAACUGCUAUAAUCCUUAGCAUACUUGUAAACAAUUAUCACAAUAAAACCAAAUUAUCUCCUGCUAUGGAAUGGGAAGAGAGCUUUAUUGCCUUUAUGAAAAACUGGACCGCAACGAGAAAACCAGCGUUUAUGGACAUAGCAUUCACGUCCGAGCGGUCUAUUGAGGAUGAAUUAAACCGUGAAUCUCAGUCGGAUAUUGUGACCAUUCUAAUAUCAUACGUCAUCAUGUUUGGAUAUAUCGCGGUGUCUCUCGGCCAAAUCAGAUCUUGCUCUCGUCUUCUGCACGAUUCUAAGAUCACUCUUGGACUCGGAGGCGUGCUCAUAGUAUUGGCAUCUGUGAUUUGCUCGGUCGGAUUGUUCGGCUUCAUCGGUAUACCAGCUACGUUGAUCAUCAUCGAGGUCAUUCCAUUCUUGGUACUGGCGGUCGGAGUGGACAAUUUUAUUCUCGUUCAAACUCAUCAGAGAGAGGGUAGACGCCCGAACGAGUCUAUCUCAGAACACAUUGGUCGUACAUUGGGCCAAGUCGGCCCUAGUAUGUUAUUGACGAGCGUGUCGGAAAGCUGCUGCUUCUUCCUUGGUGGCCUCUCUGAUAUGCCUGCUGUGAAAGCGUUUGCUCUUUAUGCUGGAAUGGCACUAUUAGUAGAUUUCAUAUUGCAAAUUACAUGUUUCGUCAGUCUUCUAGCACUUGACACAAUUCGACAUGCGAACAAUAGGUUGGAUGUGUGUUGCUUUAUUCAUUCCAAGCGAGAUGAUGGAGAAGAGGUGGUAGAUGGAAUGCUGUAUAAAAUCUUCAAAGUCGCAUAUGUCCCGCUCUUACUACAAAAGUGGGUUCGCGCUGUUGUGAUGGUUGUAUUUUUCGGUUGGCUCUGUAGCAGCAUCGCCGUAAUACCACAUAUCGAAAUUGGCCUAGAUCAAGAACUUUCUAUGCCCGAAGACAGCUUUGUGCUUAAAUACUUCAAAUUUCUAAAUAAUUACUUAUCGAUCGGACCGCCGAUGUAUUUUGUCGUUAAAGAUGGCCUGAAUUAUUCCGACACCAAAGUACAAAAUUUAGUUUGUGGUGGGCAGUAUUGUAAUAUCGAUUCAAUAUCUACACAAAUCUUCACAGCAUCCAAACAAUCAAAUAGAACUUAUAUAGCUAAGCCUGCUUCGUCUUGGAUGGAUGAUUACAUCGAUUGGUCAGGAUUGUCCGGCUGUUGUAGAUAUUUUCCUACCAACAGCUCAUUCUGCCCGCAUACCGAUCGCGCACACUGUUCUACUUGCAAUAUCACUUUGAAUCAAUACAACAGGCCGACGGCGACCGAUUUCGAUAGAUACGUAUCGUUUUUCCUGCAAGAUAAUCCCGACGAGACGUGCGCUAAAGGUGGCCAUGCUGCUUAUGGACAUGGUGUAAAUUACAUUACGCACGACGACACGAUGAUGUCGACCGUGGGCGCUUCGUAUUUCAUGGCUUAUCACACGAUACUCAAGACCUCGGCCGAUUAUUACGAAUCGAUGAGAGCGGCCAGAGUUGUGGCGUCAAACAUAACAGAUAUGCUCAACUGUAAUUUGAGACGUAUGGGCGAUGACACUACGGUAGAAGUUUUCCCAUACAGCGUUUUCUACGUAUUUUACGAACAGUAUCUGACUAUGUGGCCCGACACAUUGCAAAGUAUAGGAAUCUCAUUGCUCGCUAUAUUUGUGGUUACUUUCCUACUAAUGGGCCUGGACAUUUUUUCAUCGCUGGUUGUCCUAAUUACAAUCACGAUGAUUGUCGUCAACAUCGGCGGCCUGAUGUACUGGUGGCACAUAACUCUGAACGCAGUGUCUCUAGUGAAUCUUGUUAUGGCAGUUGGCAUAGCCGUCGAGUUUUGCAGUCAUUUAGUGCAUUCCUUCUCAGUGUCAAUUCAAGCAACUAGAGUGGACAGAGUUGCAGAUGCGUUGACAAAUAUGGGGAGUUCAGUAUUCAGCGGUAUUACGCUUACGAAGUUUGGCGGUAUUAUAGUUCUGGGCUUUGCGAAGAGUCAAAUUUUCCAGGUGUUUUACUUCAGGAUGUAUCUGGGUAUCGUGCUAUUUGGAGCAGCACACGGUCUGAUAUUUUUGCCGGUGUUAUUAAGUUACAUAGGCGUGAUGUCGCGCCGAGGGCGUAGAAGAGCCCGCGAAAAUGCGAGCGGAGGUGAAGCUAGACGUCACAAACGUGACCAGCCGGAUUCUCCUCUUCUCGAAAACGAUAGCCGUCAACACCCGACCACUUCCUACGCCAGUAUGAACUCCAUCGAUGUGACUGAUCACUAUGUAAUGUUUUAAUGACAAAUCAUUCGUCGCCGAUGUAAUCGGGUGCAAUUUUUGUACUUAGAAAGACUGAAACGGAUCUAUUAAGGUAACCAUCGAUACUGUCCUUUUAACCUGGCGCUGUUGUAAGUCGAAAGAGUCGCACGAGCUCUCUCUCUCUCUCUCUCUCUUUUUUUUCUUUCUUUCUUUCAAAAUAUUUCAAAAAAAUUACGGAAAGCUUUAAAGAAAGAGAUAAGUUACAUAUUGUUUUUACAAACUUUUCCGAGACUGGUGAAUAUGUCCAUCUAUCGUUCAUAUCUGGCACCUAUUUUAGCAACGAAAAGAUUUAUAAUAUUUAAUUAUAAUUGGUCUUGAUUACUUUCUUUGGACAAGAUCUUUUUUAAUUUGAUAUUAUUAGAUUGUCACAGAUUGCGUAUUCUAAAUGGUCUUGCAAUUGCAGACGACUGAUCAUACGAUCGAUCUUAGGUAGAAUAAUUUAUCUAGAAUGAAAAAUUUGUUUCUGUGCUACUCGUUACGUGAAUUUAUAGAGAAUAUAAUAAACGUAACGAAUAUGAAAUGCAUUUCCCUCUUUUUAACGCAAAUGCAAUCAAAGUGAGGUGUGAACCUUCGUUCUGAUAUUGAUAUCAGAUUACUAUAUUGUCCUAAAUAUGGCAUAAAAUAUCGAUAAUUAAGAGAAUAAAAUGAUUGAUUUUUCUAAUACGUAACUUACACAAGAAAUAAAUUUGAAUAUUUGAAAGUGAUGGAAAACAAAACAAAAAAAAAAAACAUCGCAUAUACAUUACACUUUGAAACUUCACGCAUGAUACGUAUUGGACUUUGUGCUAACUAAAUGUAAUUAUUCUUAUUUAAGCCGUCCAUAGCCGAGGUGUAAUGUGAAAAAUGAAUGAUGUACAAUACACAUCGAAUAAAAAAUCUAUUAUUGGGGUUAGUAUAAUAGUUGUCCGUAAAUAAGAAUGCGAUAUCUAUAUCAGGAUUCAAGUUUUCAAAUCUCACAUUAACUCGCAUAAGUUCCAUAGCGAUUGGAGACUCCAGGUCUAUUCGUUCCGAAUUUUACCGAACCAUUCGUUUUUUGUUUUGCUGCAUUAAUAUACUUGAAAUUAUUUGAGAUACUUUAUGAUCAUUUUCGAAUUUACGAAUUCUAUUUUCGAAUGCUUAAUAAUAUGAAAUCGUAUAUUGAUUUGGAAGUCAUGUGCGUCUCUUCAGUCAGAUAAAAGUGUUAUAGAUUUUUAUUAUGAUACGUAAGAAUUAAAUUUCCAUUGAAUAUUUAUUCUAAUAAAAAUAUCAGUAUCAAUCAAUUCAAUACGCGGACAUACAUGUUUUGUGCAUAUUUUAAAUAAAUAUUGUUUUAUUUUGUCAAGUUUUUCGAAUUUAUUGCAAGUUUAAGUAUUAAACUCAGUAUUAAAUUUAAACUAAAGUAACACUUCGUUUUUUUCCAAGUUAUUUGAGUAUUCUUUAGAAUAAAAUCUAAGCGGCCUUUUAAAUGUCACCUGCAGUUUUGCAUUGUUUAAUUAAAGCUACCUACGAGAUACUUUUUUUAUUGCUUUUUUUUAAGUAUUGGACUAUAAUGCCUAUAAUGCAGAAAGAUGCAAUUUCAACAUACGAUUAGACUGGAAUUGCGGAAAUCUUUACAAUUUCGGUUAAAACAAACAUAUUUCAUAUAUCAUACUAAUAAAAAAUUUAAUCACCAGUUGCUUAUGAACUUUUUAUGAUCUGGCCAAAUAUUUAGAUAAGGUUUUUGUGAAUUACGCGGAGAAAUGGGGUAAUUUAUAUUAUAUUUAAGCGUUAGGUUUUGCAGUAAGUGAUAGAUUUGUCAAUUUUAUUUACUAGUACGCUUUGUCAGUGUGAGUUUUCUACUGAGAAAUACAGCAUUUCUGCUCGACUUGUGUGGCGAAUCUGUAAUAGUGUCUUUUGUCCGUGUAUAUACGAUAUAACAGAACUAGCAUGUGAAUCGAUCGCGUCAUCACAUCGAUGCAUUUUUCAUGCUUGAUGCUUGCUCCCUGAUUAAGAGAUUCUCUCGUCACGCGUUUGAACGUAAAUAUUUUAUGUGAGGCAUAACUUUUAUACAAUCAUCAAGCGGUACAUAUAAUAAAUAUUGUAUGAUGGGGUAGGGACUCUCUAAAAAAUAUGAAGCUGUUAAUUCCUCAAAUUAUUCUUACGGUGUACUUGAAUGCAAACAAAUGCGUAAGAAGCGAAAGGAGAAAGAUGAUUGUGUUAAAUGUUAUAAAUCGUAUCGAAGUAUGUUGUAAAACUGUAUAAGUUCCGUAUAUUGAUCGGCGGAAAUGUAUGUGUUCAAUGUAUAUAUGAAGCGAUACCUUUUCCGCAAAAAAAAAAAAAA